AUGCAAGUUGCUAACCAACCAUUCAUUCAUCGGCACAAUUACAGGGAUUCUGCCAUGGAUGAGCCUUCUUGCUCACUAGCUGCAGACGAUGGAGGCACACGAAGAGCUCGUUCAGUUACUUCAAGUCGCAUAAGCCUAUUCUUCGCAAAGGUCGGCUUUUUACUUGUCAUAGAGAAGGAGAUGCUGAAUAAGCUCAAUGAGAUGAAGGAGCGAACGGAACCAAUGUCCAGUAUAAUUCCGGAAAUAGAAACUCAUUGGACAGAUAUCGUUAGCGAUCGCGGAUCUCUAACAAGACGACAUGUGGAUCAACAAGAAGCGAUAUGGGAAAUUGUGACCACUGAGUAUCGCUACAUUCAGGUAUUGAAGAACAUGCAUGAUUUGUCAUGCUAUUUUAUCGAACUGCAGAAAAUUGGCUAUUUCAAGGAUAUUGCUGUGGCAAGAGUAUUUCUAAACUAUACUGAGCUCUUCACUGUAAAUGUUAUUUUCUGGCGUCGCGCUAUUCAACCGCUCUUGGAAUGUUCAAGGCAGUCUCGAAAACCUCUCGAUCCCGUAAUUUUGAUGAACGGUUUUGAAGAUAUCAGCGAGUGGUCCAAAUGUUACAUUCCCUUCAACCUUGGUCACGAUGAUAGCCAUACCUACGUUCAAAAGAAGCAAAAAGACAAUGAGAUGUUCCGUGAAUUCGUACAUUGGGCGGAAUCACAGGAGUCCAUGCGCAGGCAGAAAUUGUGUGACACCUUGACCAGUCCUAUGCAAAGGCUUACGCGAUACAGUCUUUUACUUAAGGCUGUGUUAUCCAACUCGACUGAUGAUCGUGAACGUUUGAUUAUUCAAAGUGAGGAUAUUGCUGUGGCAAGAGUAUUUCUAAACUAUACCGAGCUCUUCACUGUAAAUGUUAUUUUCUGGCGCCGCGCUAUUCAACCGCUCUUGGAAUGUUCAAGGCAGUCUCGAAAACCUCUUGAUCCCGUAAUUUUGUUAAACGGUUUUGAAGACAUUAGCGAGUGGUCCAAAUGUUACAUUCCCUUCAAUCUUGGUCACGACGAUAGCCAUACCUACGUUCAAAAGAAGCAAAAAGACAAUGAGAUGUUCCGUGAAUUCGUACAUUGGGCAGAAUCACAGGAGUCCAUGCGUAGGCAGAAAUUGUGUGACACCUUGACUAGUCCUAUGCAAAGGCUUACGCGAUACAGUCUUUUACUUAAGGCUGUGUUGUCCAACUCAACUGAUGAUCGUGAACGUUUGAUUAUUCAAACGAUGAUCGACAGAACAGAUGCUGCUACUCAACAGCUGAACUUCGAGUUGAAUAACAAUGAUCUUCGACUUCAAAUGGCUGAAAUUAUGAAGAGCAUUGACGGCUAUGAUGCCGUUGACUCAGAGGAAUUUGAAAAGCUGUUCCCCAGUCGUCGAACCACUCUAGAUCUUAUGGCUCCUAUGCCCCUUCUUCCUGGCCCUCCUCAAUUUCGUCGAGUUAUCCAUCGUGGUAACCUGAAAGUACGAGAGAGUCGACAAGGGGCAAAGGUAGAAAUGCACUGCCUCUUGUUUACCGACAUGCUUUUACUCUGUAAAACUUCAACGAAACGAACGGAUAAAGGACUUCGUGUAGCUCGUCCCCCUAUUCAUAUUGCCCAUAUGAUUUAUCAUCCAUUCAAUGAUGCAAAUCUGCACGUACUUCCAGGUGGAUUCUUCAUCAUUUGCAUGAAUGAAUUCGAUGCACCAUCCAGUAUUUACUUAAUGCACACAACGGAUGAAAAAGAAACUCGGAGAUGGCUAGAGAUGAUUAACAUCACAAGCAAUGAGUUCAAAAGACUUCAAGGCAGACAAAACGACUUCGAUAGCCCGCUCUAUGACUUGAGAAAGGGACCUCCAUGGCAGCAAGGUCCGCCACACUGCUUAUCUACCGGUAUCAUACAUCGUAAGAGCAGCAGCAUGGACUCGCAAGUGGUCGCCGCUCAUGCUCAUAUGAAUCAUAUGCAUCGUGCAGCUACCGUAUCAUCUACGGAACAGUUGGAUCGUAAUCUAGACCGCAAUGACUCGCCUAGCCGCCUCCCUCCUAUGCAUAAGCUGAGCAUCGCUAGCUAUCCACUUUGUGGAAGUAAAAGCAGUGUGGAUUUGCACUUGACUCUUGGAGCGGAAACUACAUCAAGUAAGUCACGAGUUUUGCUUUUUUGACG
This is a messenger RNA of Strongylus vulgaris, 2165 nucleotides long. The record is from the annotation of a GenBank genome assembly. NCBI's taxonomy places the organism in Eukaryota, Metazoa, Nematoda, Chromadorea, Rhabditida, Strongylidae.